AUGGCCGACAUCCCAAAGUCUUCUGCUUAUGAUACUGAAAAACAAAAAAGGAAAAAAAACCCUUAUUUCACAGCUAGUGAAACAUUGAUUAUAGAGGAAUGUAUGGGAGACCUCGAGACGAGGGAAAUGCUGACUAACAAAUUUACAGAUAAAAUUUCUAAUGAGAAAAAGAAAAGAAAAUGGGAAGAAAUAGGUGUCAAAUGUCCUGCCCUGGGGUGUGCUGUUCGGACUGGCGAUGAAAUCAGUGUUAAAUGGCAGAACAUGCGAAAAAUUGCCAAGGCUGAGAUAACAAGUGAAAGGCUCCAGCGGGGAGAGAGAGGGCGGGGUACUGACACGCUAAAGAAGGCUACAGAUCAAGCCAAUAGAAUUGUAUUUAUACAUGCUGAUGCCAGUUUCAAUGGAGUUGUAGGUGGAAUGGACUCUGAUGAGCCAGGUUAUUUCGUGAUAAACAUGAUAAUUUGA
This is a messenger RNA of Mya arenaria, 462 nucleotides long. RefSeq lists its product as uncharacterized. The transcript is spliced from 2 exons. The coding region runs from base 1 to 462 and encodes 153 amino acids. NCBI's taxonomy places the organism in Eukaryota, Metazoa, Mollusca, Bivalvia, Myida, Myidae. The record is from RefSeq and is a predicted model, not a curated record.